Molecule: messenger RNA, 1023 nt
Organism: Penicillium taxi
Lineage: Eukaryota; Fungi; Ascomycota; Eurotiomycetes; Eurotiales; Aspergillaceae
Exons: 3
Coding region: 1-1023 (340 amino acids)
Source: RefSeq, a predicted model, not a curated record
AUGCCAUCAAUAAUCCAUAUUGCCCUCACCACUACAGUUCUUACUGGACUCGUGCACGUCGCCCAAGCACAAACAAACAUCACCUCGGCAGACUGCGCUGCCUCAUCAGAAUACUCAACCUGCAACAAGGAUGUUGCAAGCAAGUGGAGUUCAUGCUUAAGCAGGUGCAAUGGGGAUGCAGACUGUAGUGUAGACUGUGGCUGCAGUGCUCAUCAGGAAUAUAUCAAUUGCAUGGCACAAUCUUGCUGGAAUCAGGUAUACUCAUGCAACUACCAGCUUUUCGUACAGCAAUACUUCGCCAUCUGCCCCAGCGCCGCUGAACCGAUCCCCUUCUGGCCAGCACCAGAUCAUGCGCCGAAUCGCUGCUCAUGUGAUUUAGGCAAAGUGCUCCAGAAUACACUGACAGCGCGUAGUGAGCAAGUCUCCUGCAUCCUAAACGUGACCGAUGAGACCAUAUCUUCCGUAUCCGAUCUGUCCGAUCUGAACGAUGUGGCUGAUAUAUCAGAGACGGCAACCAACUGUGCAUGUUGCGGAGCAAGCACCAGUAUCUCAGCCGCCUGGGAAGUAUGUCCAGAUACCGAACCAACCCUUGCAGGCGCAGACCUCUGGCCCAUAUUCUUCCCAUCCGACUGGCCAAAUCUAUAUACGUCAAUCACAGACUUCACCUGGGACAGCUGCAACAACAUGGACGUCACAGCAUGCAAAAACACCGGCUUCAGCAACCCCUCAGGCAAGUUCUACAAGCCAGGCAGCUAUCCUUCGAAUGGAACUUCUUCUCUACGCAAUGUCGGCGGUACGCUGAGUGCUCCGCCCAGUGGGACUGUCAUCACCUGGUCGCAGUCAUCCACUACUUGGACAGUCACUGCGACUGGGUAUGAUGAGAAAGCUGUUGCAAGCCAGAGUUCUUUCCAGGCUACUGCUACCGGGACUGCGGCUUUUGCGACACAGACGGGUAAUGUUGCAGCUGGAGUGAGACCUGGCGCUCUUGUGGUUGGGGUUGUUGGGGUUUUGAUGGUGAUGUAG